AAGACAAGAUCCUUCAACCUUACUUCAUAUGUGUGAAUAUAUAUAUAUGUACACACAGUGAUGUUAAUGCUCAACCUAACACAAUUCACUACCAUCUAACUUAUUUAAACAAAUUAAGAAGCUUGACUUGGCUUCUCAUGAAUGAUCAAACCUCAAGAAGAAGCUUCUCACAUGGUUACUUUCUCUCCGCCUCGGCCGUUUGACGAAUUGAGGAUGACAGAAAUGGCGGCGAUCAUUAUCUUGCUAGCUUCGACGGUGCCGAUGUUUGCGGAGGCCGUGGAUUUCCAUCAGCUUAGGCAAAAGGCAACCAGAAGAAACGUGACAUGUUUGCUGGUGUUCGGAGACUCCACCGUUGAUCCCGGCAACAACAACCUCCUCGCCUCAGGCGCCCCCAAGAGCAACUUCCCCCCUUAUGGCAAGGACUUCUUCAAUGGCCGCCCCACCGGCAGGUUCACCAACGGAAGACUAGCCACCGACUUCAUCGCGGAGGCAUUCGGUUUCGGCCAUGUCGCCAUGAUCAGGGGCUUUCUUGAUCCAACUGCAAAUAAGGCCGAUCUUCUGCAUGGCAUCAGUUUUGCAUCAGCGGGUUCUGGUUACGACGAAGUCACCGCCAAUUUUUCGCACUCAUUUUCAGUUUCAAAACAACUGGAGUAUUUCCGGCAUUACAAGAUCCACUUGAGCCGACUGGCGGGAGAGAUGACGGCCAGGCAAGUCAUCGAAGACGCCAUAUAUAUUGUAAGCAUGGGAACAAACGACUUCCUCCAGUACUACGUCGAACCCACUCGCUCCAUGCAGUUCGGCCUCCAACAAUACCAGAACUUCUUGAUCUCCCGUAUGCUUCGUUUUGUUCAGGCAUUGCAUUCAAUGGGAGCAAGAAGACUGGCAGUCGUGGGAGUGCCCCCUUUUGGUUGCAUACCAGUUGUGAAGGCGUUCUUGGGUCAGACCAAGUGCUUGGAACAGUACAAUGACGUAGCUAUUUCAUUCAAUUCCAAGUUGAAAAGGGAGCUGGCAGCCUUAGAGGCAUCACUAGGGAUUCAAAGUGCCUACAUAGACAUAUACGUUGUGAUAUCAAGCGCAAUACAAAACCCCACUAAAUAUGGUUUGAAAGAGACCGGAAAAGGGUGUUGUGGGACGGGGACAACAGAAGUGGGAGAUGGAUGCAAGGGUAUGAACACAUGUUCGGAUGCGACCAAGUACGUCUUCUGGGACGCCAUACAUCCAACUGAAAAAAUGUAUCAAAUAAUUGCAUAUCAGGCUCUAAAAUCAAUUUAUGAGAACCUGUUGAACUAACAACUGUGCAUUCUUCUUCUGGCUUGGUUGUGAGCUUUGGGAGACAAAGACCCCCCCCCCCCCCCCCCCCCCCCGAUGGCCGA
Molecule: messenger RNA, 1373 nt
Organism: Diospyros lotus (date-plum)
Lineage: Eukaryota; Viridiplantae; Streptophyta; Magnoliopsida; Ericales; Ebenaceae
Product: GDSL esterase/lipase At5g45950-like
Exons: 5
Coding region: 142-1290 (382 amino acids)
Molecular function (GO): hydrolase activity, acting on ester bonds
Source: RefSeq, a predicted model, not a curated record